UCUCCGAGCCCAUCGUCUGACCAGGAUGGGGCUGUCAGAGGGGUUCUGGCACCACGAAUACUGGCUGCCACCUGGAGCUACCUGGGAAGACAUGAAGGGCGCACCCUACCCGCAGCCUCAGGACCUCUUGCUCUGCAUCCCUGGUGCCCUGCUCUUGAUCGUUGUCCGAUACAUCUUUGAAAGAACCGUAGCUCUGCCCUUGGGCAGGAGCCUGGGUGUGAGCGACAGGCUGAGGCCCAAAGUUCAGCCCAAUGCCACGCUGGAAGGCUUCUACGUUCAGCUGGGCAGAACCCCGAGGGAGGGGGACCUUAUUUCACUGGCCAAGCAAAGCGACCUGCCGGUCAAAAACGUGGAGACCUGGUUCCGGCACCGGCGGGCCCAGGAUCGGCCCAGGCUGAUGAAGAAGUUCUGUGAGGCCAGCUGGAGAUUUACAUUCUAUUUAACCUCAUUCUUCUCUGGGCUGGCUCUCCUGUAUGAUAAGCCCUGGUUCUGGGACCACACCGUGUGCUGGCUGAGAUUUCCACAACAGCCUCUCCCGCCCGCACUGGGCUGGUUCUACCUGCUGGAGCUCUCUUUCUACUGCUCACUGGUGGUCACCCUGCCCUUCGACGUGAAGAGGAAGGACUUUAAGGAACAGAUCAUCCACCACGUCGCCACCAUCACUCUGAUCUUUGUCUCCUACUGUGCCAAUCUCGUACGGUUUGGGACGAUAGUCAUGCUGGUCCAUGAUGCCUCUGAUUACAUUUUAGAGCUUGCCAAGAUGCUUCAUUACAUGAAAUGGAAGCGGGUCUGCGAAGCAGUCUUUAUUGUUUUCGCUGUGGUUUUCAUCAUCUCUCGGCUUGUCCUUUUCCCGUUAAUCACAUACUAUUACUUUGUGACAAAGUUUCAGUUGUUCCUCGUAAGCUGUGUGAUAAAUGCUUUCCUGAUGAUCCUGCAGUUGUUGCACAUCUUCUGGUCCUAUCUAAUCAUCCAGAUGAUCUUCGGUGUCAUCCUCCAUGGUGCGAAAAGAAAAGACGCCAGAAGCGACACCGAGGAAAGUGACAGGAGCGAAGCAGAAGAUCUGGCAAAGAACCAAGAGUAGAGCGGGCUUUGCUGCAAAAUACCAAGAGCCAGGCAGAUUCUUAAAAGUGGGGAGGUUGAAUGGGACCUGGGGGGAGAGGCCAGCCAGGCUCACAAAUGGCUUCACAGUAGUCUGCCCGAGGCACCAUCUGAUAUCUAGAGGGAAGUGCAUUUCAUCACAGCAUUGACAGGCAGUUAAGUCACUUCAGGAGAUGUUUUCCUCGCUUCUCCUGUUGGGACCAUUCUUUUACAACUACUCUAUGAUCAUUUAUCCAUGAAAAAAAAAAAAAAAAAAAAGGUCUACCCACGAAAGUCUCACUGUAACCAGGAGAAGAGGGGUGGAACAAGCUGCUUAAGUUAUGACACCUUCCUGUGGUUAUCCCAAAACCUCCCCAAAGGUUCGUGAGAUAAUAAACUACAACUGCUGAAGAUUUAAUCGAUUUGCAAUUCCAGAAGAUACUGGCGGUCCUCGCCGGCCACCUCAUGAAAGGACUUGCUUGUGAAAGACACCUGCUUAAGUGGCAAAUAAGUUCUCAGUUGCAUAGCAUAAAAUGGUCAGCCUUGGGGGAAGGAUAAACCAUUUCUGCAAGUCAGGCCCGCCCAGCUGACACGAGCUGUGUUUGUUGUAAGAAUUACACAAAAUAGUUCACGUGUUGAAAAGAUUUUGCUAACUAAAUGUCUAUUUAGGGAGAAGGCUCCUAAAAUUGAAAGCAACUGAAACUCUUCCAAAUGCACCCUUUUCCACUAGAAAUUGUAAUUUAAUCCCUGCGCAAAUUUUCCAUUUAGACAUCUUCAUUUUGUUGAGGUUUCAUUUUCAAAAUUGGAAAAUAAGAGCGUUGCAAUAGGAACAUUUUAAUGGGUUACU
Chroicocephalus ridibundus (black-headed gull) is the source of this 1924-nucleotide messenger RNA. Its product is annotated as ceramide synthase 4-like. Bases 26 to 1081 code for a protein of 351 amino acids. Gene Ontology annotation, molecular function: DNA binding; DNA-binding transcription factor activity, RNA polymerase II-specific; sphingosine N-acyltransferase activity. Gene Ontology annotation, biological process: regulation of DNA-templated transcription; ceramide biosynthetic process. Gene Ontology annotation, cellular component: membrane. The record is from RefSeq and is a predicted model, not a curated record. The transcript is spliced from 10 exons. Lineage: Eukaryota; Metazoa; Chordata; Aves; Charadriiformes; Laridae.